Anneissia japonica is the source of this 1310-nucleotide messenger RNA. RefSeq lists its product as uncharacterized. Bases 265 to 1275 code for a protein of 336 amino acids. The transcript has 2 exons. The record is from RefSeq and is a predicted model, not a curated record. Lineage: Eukaryota; Metazoa; Echinodermata; Crinoidea; Comatulida; Comatulidae.
GAAGAUCGCUGUCGAGUGCACUACAUAGGUUGGCCCAGUAGGUAUGAUGAAUGGAGGCACAUUGGAGAUGUGGUGAACAUAGUUGGUGAAGAGUCAGAUGCUCCUUCUCUCUUCAAAACCACGCUUCAAAGCGAAGUUAAAAGAAAUCUUAUUGCCAGUCGCAUGCAAGAUCCAGAGAUACAUAUCCGCAUUCCUGUACAAAAAAGAUAACACACCAGGGCUAUUUUUGUGCUGUUAAAUUUGUGCGACAGUCUGGGAAAAAUUAUGAAAUCCCUGAGUAUAUAUGAGGUAACACUUCUCCUGUGCUUAAUACCCAGUCUUUGGGUACAGGUGUAUACUAACAAUGAUGAUUGGGUACUGCAUAUUAACGAUUAUUUUUUGCAUCAACUAAUACAAGAAAAUGAAAAACCAACGCUAAAGGAAACAACUCAAUCAGUACUAAUGAAGAUACUUGACGUGCAUGCCAUUGAUGCAGAAUUAGUGGAUCUUCAAAAGUUAUCAAAAACUAUGACCUAUAAAGUUCAAAAAGUUAAUCAGGGAUUCUUAAAGGCUAAGCGAUCUGGUGGCAAAACAAGAACAAAUUUUGAAGAAAAGCUGAGGAAUAAUGAAACAGUAUUUAUCUUGGGUACUGCUGAAAACAGGCUUGAACAUGAAAAGAGAACAAAACGAAGAAGAGUGAACGGGAAGAAGAAUAGAAGGGCAAAAAGACGACGUAUGGAUGACAGUGAUGUAAGUGUAGACCGUCUUGUUUAUGUAAAAGAUAAAUUUUGCAUAUCCGAUAAAGGAUUCCAUGAACUGUCUGCCUCCACUUCCUCAUUUCCCACGUUGUUCAGUGUAAGGAGGAGAAUGAAUGAAUUGAAUGAAACCUUCACUGUUAAAGUUCAUAAAGAAUUGAAAGUUGUUUCUCAGCCCCUUGAAGAAAAGAUAUACUUGGCAUUAUCUCAGAUUGAAGCGUUAAAUGAAGGACAUAAGCUCAUUAACAAUGAAACCAUGUAUAUUAAGAUCACUGGAGAUGGAACCUUAUUCGGCCACCAUUACAAUGUUACUAAUAUUGGAUUAUCUAUGUACACUGACACAAUGCAAAGCCCAGAGUAUGUUCUGAUUAUUGCGGAAGUGCCUGAAAAGUAUGAUCAACUUAAACCCGUCUUUAGUGAAAUUAUUUCCACCAUGACUAAUUUGAAGACCGUGGAGUAUAAUGGAAUCAAACUGAAUAUACAUUAUGUGUUUUGUGCUGACAUGAAAUUUGUAAAUGAGAUGAUGGGUGUAAUAUAUUGAUCAUGACAACGCCCUCUAGAAUAUAUUCUGGGAGU